Drosophila ananassae is the source of this 2497-nucleotide messenger RNA. It is a transcript of the gene DNAlig3, whose product is annotated as DNA ligase 3. Gene Ontology annotation, cellular component: DNA ligase III-XRCC1 complex. Gene Ontology annotation, molecular function: ATP binding; DNA binding; DNA ligase (ATP) activity. Gene Ontology annotation, biological process: DNA biosynthetic process; double-strand break repair via alternative nonhomologous end joining; DNA recombination. Lineage: Eukaryota; Metazoa; Arthropoda; Insecta; Diptera; Drosophilidae. The coding region runs from base 79 to 2445 and encodes 788 amino acids. The transcript is spliced from 5 exons. The record is from RefSeq and is a predicted model, not a curated record.
UCGAUCUGGCAGCACCGAUUACAUGUUUGGUUAUCAACAGCUGAUUCGAAUCAAAGGCUCCCGACUUGUUUACACUGCAUGCUUAGUGUGCUAAAAUCGUCCAGGCAGGCCAGAUUCCUAGCUCGUCUAAUGGGUAGCGUUCAGAAUGACGACAACAAAUUGGACACCUUCCGGCGAAUCUGUGAUGAAAUUGCAGGUGAAGCAAGUUACCUGAAGAAAGCUGAGAAGUUGCAGCGCUUCUUUCAGAGGGGAGUGAGUGGCUCUGGAUUCCAGGGCGAUACGCUGCUAUGGGUGCAAUUCCUUAUUCCAGCGGCCAACCAGCGCGUCUAUAAUCUGCAGAACAAGGCGCUGAUAAAGCUGUUCUCCAGGAUCUUCAAUGCCAGUCAGCAGAAAAUGCACCUGGAUCUGGAGCAGGAUGGCGAUGUAUCGGAAACGCUGCGCAAACAUUUUGCUGCUUCCAGUAAACUAAAGCCACAAGCACAGAGCCAACUUUACUUGCAGGAGGUGGAGGAGUUGCUCUUAAAACUAGAGGAGCGUACCAAGGAAGACGAACAAACGGAGCUGUUGCAGGAACUGUGCCGGAAGGCUACAGACCUGGAUUUGCGCACAUUUAUUCGACUAGUAAAACAGGAUUUGCGGAUAAACGCUCGGGCUAGGCACAUCUUGGAUGCUUUUGGUCCCGAAGCCUAUCCCGCUUAUCAAUCUUCGCGAGACUUGGCGUCGAUAGUCAAGCAAUUCGCUAGUCAGGGUACGAGAACGAAAGCCCAAACUGUCCCCAAAAAGGUAAAGAAAGGAAACGCGAGUGGAAUCCAGGUGAUGACUCCCAUUUCUCCCAUGCUGGCCAGUGCCUGCAAGUCCGUGGAGGAAGCAUUCAAAAAAAGCCCGGCCGGUCUGUACAGUGAAAUUAAAUACGAUGGCGAGCGUGUGCAAAUCCACAAGCAGGGCAAGGACUUUAAAUUCUUUAGCCGAAAUUUAAAGCCCGUUAUGGAUCACAAAAUCAAAGAUUUAAAGGAUUAUAUUCCGCGUGCUUUUCCCGGGGCAGAAGAAAUGAUUCUGGACUCUGAGAUAAUCUUGGUGGAUACUGAUACCGGAGCACUGCUGCCCUUUGGCUCGCUGGGAGCCCACAAAAAACAGACAUUUGCGAAUGCUGCAGUGUGCCUUUUCGUAUUUGAUUGCAUUCUUUACGACGGUGAAGAUUUAACGCAGAUGCCUUUCCGCGACCGACGAGACAUUCUCGAACAGAAUAUCAAACCCAUCAAGUCCCAUGUUCAGCUUUCGGAGUCUGAAUUCCUCAAGACGAAAAGCGAGUUGGCUAUGAUGACUGCCAAAGUGUUGCAUGCGAAUCUGGAAGGAGUGGUGCUCAAGAGUCCGUCUAGUACAUACCAACCCGGCAAGCGAAAUUGGUUAAAAGUCAAAAAGGACUAUCUUUUUGAUGGCAAAAUGGCCGACACGGCGGAUUUGGUAGUCUUAGGAGCCUGGUAUGGAUCCGGAAAAAAGGGUGGGGUUCUCAGCAUUUUUCUCAUGGGAUGCUAUGACUCGAAAGAUCGUUUGUGGAAGACUGUUACCAAAGUGCAUUCUGGCUUGGACGACAUAACUAACGAGGAGGUUCACAAUUCUCUCAUCAAACUAACGGAGCGGGCGGAUGCCAAUCAAACACCAAGCUGGCUUCUGUGCAAGAAAUCUCUGGUGCCGGACGUGCUAGCAAAGAAUCCAAUGGAUAUGCCUGUUUGGGAAAUAACAGGAGCCGAGUUUACCAAAGCUGAGGCUCACACGGCAUCAGGUAUAUCCAUACGAUUUCCUCGGAUUACUCGCCGACGAAGUGACAAAACCGCCAAAGAGGCCAAUGACCUGGCCCAUUUGGAAGAUCUGUUUGAUGCCUCAAAAAAGAAUGUGAAUGUGGACUUACUGUUGGCAGGCUGUGGACCCCAAAAAAAGGAAUUGGACUUGGAGAAAACGCCUCAAAAAGGCUCGAAGCGCAGUAGUUCCCAAACAAGUAGCACGACGAAAGAAAAGACAUCGACACCUGGUUCAGAUGAUAGGGAAAAAUCACCGAUUCCACGAAAACGAAAAGUUGAACGGGGUCUGUCGCCCUCACAAAAGGGUUUAAAGGACUUUUUUAAGCCAACUAAAGAAAAAGUGGAGGUAAAAAAGGAGCCUAAAAGUCCAAAGAGCAAGCUAUUUUCAGGCUUAGUGGCUCACUUUGCUAUGGAAAAAGAUACAGGAAAAUUGAGGGAGCAAUUCGAGAUGCAUGGAGGAUCCAUCACCACCGAUACCCAAAAAGCGAAUUUAGUUUUUUAUGGCACCACUGAGAUAGUAGACCUAAACAAACUAAGGCCCCUGUACCGCCGCAGCUGUCGUCAUCUGAAUGUGAGUUGGAUGCAAACCUCACUCGAAAAGCAAAGCCGACAGCCCUACCCGUUGUUUGCCGUGAUGUUGAAACGUUGAGUGUCGUGUUGGAAUUGUUUCUAAUCAUAAAUACAUGCUUGAUUAAAUAGAA